AUGAAAAUGACACGACGCGAAGCAGUCGCGACCGGCCACGCCGCUGUCGCCACCGACCUGCUACGAACCGGCGCCGACGUCAACGCCCUGGACGAGAUGGACCACCCGAUGCUGGCCGUGGCAGCGCUGCAUGGCCACGGCGGUCGUUGA
Molecule: messenger RNA, 150 nt
Organism: Saprolegnia diclina VS20
Lineage: Eukaryota; Oomycota; Saprolegniomycetes; Saprolegniales; Saprolegniaceae
Exons: 3
Coding region: 1-150 (49 amino acids)
Source: RefSeq, a predicted model, not a curated record